Priceomyces carsonii is the source of this 1119-nucleotide messenger RNA. RefSeq lists its product as uncharacterized. The record is from RefSeq and is a predicted model, not a curated record. The transcript has a single exon. Lineage: Eukaryota; Fungi; Ascomycota; Pichiomycetes; Serinales; Debaryomycetaceae. The coding region runs from base 1 to 1119 and encodes 372 amino acids.
AUGACAACAACACAACAAACUUCAAUUAAGCGCCACCGAAGCUGGUUCGGAAGGCACUUGAGUCAAAAUGAGAAUAAAAAGAAUGAAUUAGACGUUGAAAGCUAUUCAAAUGGUAAAGACUUAAUGAAUGAUUUGCAACAACCCGAGAACAUUUACAACACGAAUUUAGUGAAUUCUGAAGAAGAGAGAGAAGAGAAAGAAGACAUACAAGAGAAGGAAAAUAUAUUCUCAAUUAACAGAGAAUUAAUACAGAAGGAUAUUGAUAAAUUAGAGUUGUGCAGUGAUGAUGAUAGUCAUGUCAAUAGUGAGAGUGAGGCAAAGAGGAAGAACAGGUUUCUCAGGAACAUUAAAGGCCUCUCUCAGAACGUCGAUGAUGAAGAACAUACUACAUGUGAGCCGGAAAGAAAUGAAGAUAAAGAAGAUAUCCUAGACGUCGGGCCUGAACAAGAAACUGAUAGAGGACCCUCGGAAGCCAUUUCUAGACCAAGGUCACAAAACUCUUUUGGCCCAUCUGUAACGCCGUUAAGGAUCCGUGAUAAUAUAAACUAUCUACUUGGGUAUAGUCAACCAGAACCUGUACAAGAGAAGACAGAACUUGAAACGGAAAAGCAGGAAGAAGAAGAAAGAACUUGGAUGAAACCUCAAAAUAGAGCUUCCAGAGACGUUUCGAAGGCACAGAGCUUAAUUGACAGGUAUUCGGGAAUACCUUGCAAUAGAUCUGCUCUAUUAGACUGUAGGGAAAGCUCGGCCUUUAUGUUUGAAUUGAACUUAAGUCGUAAAAAAGACAACGAUUACAGUUUAUAUUUCAAGUGGGCACUUUGGUUUGUAAGCCUAGUAGAUGGCAAAAAGCGGUCAAACAUUGACAGGUUAAUUGAAAACAGCUUAGAUUUGAAAAUUCUCAUCAAAGACUUCAAAAAGAUUAUAGAAAGCAAAGCCUACUACAAGUUUCAUAUCUUUAAACUUGGCCAUAUUCCAAAUAGAACGUCUGCUGAUCUUUUAAAUGGAGAUACAUUGGAAGUAAGGGUACCUCAAGAGUAUAAAGUUGAAUUUACCAAAGAAGUUGUAAAGCUAGUAUUAAAAGGAGACUUGUACAAACCACAAUCUUUACAAAGUAAGUAA